AUGUCUGACGAGACCUCCAUACAGGCAGCAAUAGCUACGGAAUUGGAACUCUUCGAUGGUGGCCUACUGCACAACGAUGCAGAGACGGAUAAUUCAGGAACGGAUAGAGUUAGCUCUCCUGAAAUUAGACCUCUAAGAUUAAAUCCUCACGGUACGUUCACGCCUUUGGAACCAUCAAAUCGUGGAGCGUCUUCGAGUACCAUUCGACUUGGUGUUGAUGGAAAUCAUUCAGUAGGGUACUUUAGACUGCCCGGCCGUCAUGACGAUAUAUUCGCCACAUUGGCGGAAUUUGAUGACGAAAAUGCGGUAGAGAAUCUUGCAGAAACUCCAUCUUUUGUUCGAGGAAGUAACAGAGUCAGAAGCCAGUCAAGAUGGUCAACUUCUGCAGAGGUAUCUCCCAGACAUCCGAAUGCUACGACAACAGCAAUCGACGACCUGUUCGGUCGACAUCUAAACCGAAUCCGAUUUGAAGAUGUUGUUGUGGACUCAGACACUCAACCGGAGGCUGUAUCAGAGACAAAUGAUGUAAAAGACUGUGAUGAUGUCGUCGUGCCAACUGAUUGGAGGCAUUCUUGCAAAGGCGUACAAGACCGCUUGAAAAGUGUACUCAGCACCGAGCGAUUUGCAGAUGUGUAUUUCUAUAUCGGUAGCACUGGAGCAGGCUACUCCAGACAAAGUAGUGAUGGAGUAGGAGACUGCAAAAUACUCAGCCGAUCGAACAGUGUAUUUUCUCCUCGACCCCCACGGUGUCCCAACACUCGCCGGUCGACAGCAUCGGCUCAGCGUCGCCAGAACACGGAGCAGCAGCGCCGGAUAUCAUCUGCCAUUGCUCAGGCAUCGGGAAAUGCAUCUGCGGUGGGCCAAGCAUCUCCAGCUGGGUCGGAUACAGAUGAUAUAGAACCAGACUCAAAGCGAGGGGAAGCAACAGCUGCUGAAAAAGCGAAAACACUUGCAGAAAUGCUCCUUGCUAUGAGAAAUACAACUUUUACUCCAGAAGUGCAAUCACUCUCAUCUUCACCAACGUCCCCAUCUGAAAUGGAGCAGUAUGAGGACGGAACCACAAACACUGCUACCAUGUGUCAUCUCUCAGAUAUAUCCGAUAUUGACGUGGUGCUCAGUGGAGGAGAGGAACCAAUAGUAGCUAGCACUUCAGCCAAGCCUCAGCAGAUGUUGGCUGAACAGAAUGAGUGCCACGCAGUUAGGAACGAAGUGAAACGGUUUGCUGCACAUAGGCUGGUACUAGCGGCAGCUUCGCCAGUCUUUGAGGCGAUGUUCUUUGGGGGAUUUGCAGAGAGUGCGAGAACUGCGCACAAUGGAUUGUCCAAAAUUAUGGAGGUACAUGUGGACGAUGUCACGCCUGCAGCUUUUCAACAAUGCUUACACUUUAUCUACUACGAUGACAUGUCACUGACCGACAAGCUGGAUGAUCUCUACGACACCCUAUACGCUGCGAAAAAAUAUCUUCUAACAUCACUGGUAACAGCAUGUACAAACCGACUAGUAAACAUGAUGACACCACAGAACGUAUUGCUUCAACUGAACCGAUGCUCAACAAUGGAUGAAGACGAACUAUUCAAAAUCUGCUGGCAUACCAUUGAUGUUCUGACUCCCGAUGUGCUUACAUCAGAACAUUUCAUCGACCUUGAGCGGCAGACUUUAGUGAAGCUAAUAAGUAGGGACACGUUGUACUGCGAAGAAUGGGAGAUAUUUGAGUCUCUAAUACGUUGGAGCAAACUUGAAUGCACAAGAACUGGAAUUAGUUCAACUUCUGCGAAUGUAGCAGCAAUUAUGAAACAAUUUCUACCGUACAUUCGAUUCAGAGCUAUGUCAUUGGAAGAUUUCAUUAUUCACGUUUCAAAGACCGACGUUUUAAGUUUGGAAGUGCAACAUACUAUACUCCUACAAAUAGCUACCAAAAUGUUUUCUGAGAAUGAUAAGAAGGAAAUGGAAAAAUCUCAUGAUAAUAUGCUAGAAAAGGAGGAAGACCCGUCCGUUUUGAAACGAAAAGGACCUCAAGUUCAUAAAUGCCGUCGCUUUAUUCAGUCAAUUGUUCCGCCUAACAAGGACUUCUUUUGGUCAGACACGGAAUAUGUAAUAUUCCAAGUAUCAAAGCCAGUCUUCUUAGCUGGAGUGGGACUUUUUGGACCUAUGAAUAAGGAAACACAUCUUAAAGUGAAGGUGGAGAUUCGACAGUGCAGUCUGAGUCAGAGCAGUCGGCUAAGCAGCAGUUCCGCCGGUAAUGGAACCGGAGGUUUUGCUGUGACCUAUCGAAGUACUGGAGUUUCGACCAUAGUAAGCGGAGGAAGCAGUGGACGUAGGCACAGUCAAAGACAUGUUGGUGCUCAGCCACAAUCAUAUCUGAGACCUAGUAAUGCUUCAAGCCGGCGAAGAGGGCAUGGCAGAGAUACGCGAUUGAGAUCAGAAAUCCAGACCUUGGAUUCGCCUUUAGCACCAACAGCCACUACACCAAGAACUCUAUUCAAAUCUGUAAAAACCAAGAAUACUGUUAUCGCAUCCAUAGAAGUUACUUUGAACUCUAUCAAUGCAACGAAUAGAGUGAUAGAAGUGAGGUUCCCCAGACCAGUUAAGGCAAUCAGUCCAGAAGAGGGUAGAAAUACGCGAUGUUAUCUGGGAAUGGUUCCUGCGAAAUCCCGUGUUUCAGUUCGCACUCGAAUUCCGUCAACAUCCUCUGAGAAUACGACUGGAAUUCUAACGGCAACAAGCACCGGACCACGCCCAAUGAUCAAUUUUGAUUUCGCAUUUGGGGCUAAUAGUAGUAGUGGGAAUGGAAUAGGCGGUCUCGCUGAUCCAGGCAGCAUUUCGAUUGGUGACAAGCAUGUAAAUGUUGUUGGAGAAGCUCCACAUAUUCCCCAUCUCCUAUUCUUCCCUGUUUCCUAA
Messenger RNA from Rodentolepis nana, 2898 nucleotides. The record is from the annotation of a GenBank genome assembly. NCBI's taxonomy places the organism in Eukaryota, Metazoa, Platyhelminthes, Cestoda, Cyclophyllidea, Hymenolepididae.